CCGCGAUGCGGGCCCGGCUGCUGCGCGCCUGCCGCGAGGGCGUGAGGGCGGCGGGGCCGCCAUGGCGGGUCCUGUUCUUCGGCACCGACCGCUUCGCCGUGACCACCCUGCGAGCCCUGCGGGCCGCCGGGGAGCCCAGCGAGGACUCGCUCGUGUCCCGGCUGGAGGUGGUGACCCUGCCCUCCCGCCUGGCCCGGGACCUGCCCGUCAGGCGCUGUGCCAGGGAGCUCCAGCUGCCUGUGCACGAGUGGCCGCACACGGGACCCGCGGGGCAUUUUGAUGUGGGUGUGGUGGCAUCUUUUGGACGUCUUCUAAGCGAGGAGCUCAUUCUGCAGUUCCCAUAUGGGGUGCUGAAUGUCCAUCCCAGCUGUCUCCCACGAUGGCGUGGUCCUGCACCCAUAGUCCACACAGUGCUUCAUGGUGAUAAGGUGACUGGGGUGACAAUUAUGGAAAUAAGACCAAAAAGGUUUGAUGUAGGUCCAAUUAUUAAGCAAGAAGAGGUCGCUGUUCCUCCCCGCUGCACGGCACAGGAGCUGGAAGGGAUGUUGGCAGAGAUGGGGGCAAACAUGCUGUUAGCAGUUUUGAAGAACUUGCCCGAAAGUUUAAAAAAUAAAAAAGAGCAGCCAAAAGAAGGAGUAACAUUUGCUCCUAAAAUCUCUAUAGCGAAGAGUUGUAUAAAAUGGGAAGAGCAAAGAGCUGCACAAAUAAUUCAGCUGCAUCGUGCAAUAGGGAGUAUGUUUCCUUUGCAGACACUCUGGAAGGGUACUGCCAUUAAACUCCUGGAUUUUGUUGAAGUGGAUAAUAUCCCUGGUUUUUCUGAUCAAAUACAAAAUGACUGUGAAGUUGUUCCUGGUUCAGUGUUGUUCCAUAAAAUGUCCCAAACAUUGAUAGCUCGCUGCAAGGAAGGCUGGGUUGGAAUCAAAACAGUUGUUUUAAAGAAGAAGCUUACAGCAGUUGACUUCUACAAUGGAUAUAUGCACUCUUGGUUCCAGCAGAAUCCAAGAACAGUUCAUGGGGAAUGCAGAUUUCAAACACUCAAACUUAACACGGCAAAAAAGACUCUGAAAGAGAGGGGAAUAUUGGCACAGGAUAUAAAGCAAUAAAUGUAUUUUUUAAUGUCUGUUUUCCAAAACACAUGGUCCUCCAAGAAAUCCAAGCGUAUGAAUCAGAGUCAAAAACUGGAAACAACAGCAAGGUGGAAGUCAGGCUCCUGUAGAGAAUUCCUGUUGUUCCUGACCGCAGACUCUGCAGUUUGUGCUGCAGAAAUUCUAAACCUGGCAAGUUUGCUUCCAAGAAAAUUAUGUAUUUUUGUGUUUUGCUCCCUGCUACCUUUUGCAAGUGCAAGUUGUGGAGUCACUUUGUUUUUAUUCUGUUCAGAUCAGUCUGGAAAUGUUAGUAAUUGCAUUAUGCCACUAGAAGGGUGGGUGGGUCACUGAGUUUUCUAUGGGUUUGUGGGGAUAGUGGGUGGUUUGGAGAGUUUUCUGGGGCUUGCUAGCUCACUGUAUGGCAAAACCCCACCACCACAAUUUGGAGAUAAUUUUAAGCACUAAUGAUUAAGAAUUUUGGACUUAAGUGUUACUUGACUGGGACUCAACAAUUUCAGUGUUUCAGGAUCCAACUUUUCAGAUGUUUCAGCUCCUUGGGCACUGGAAAAUUAGUUCUUGUUCAUUAUAACCUGAACAAAAUGAACAGCGAGGCAUGACUCCCACAGAAAGAAUACAGUGACAAAAGUUCAGGCAGAAUAGUCCAGGUUAAAGUCUUUUAGAUAACCAAAGUGUUAAAUCAAUAGCUGCUUCCUGGCAGUGACACCAGGAAAAUUCUUUUAACUCCUUUGUGCAUCUCUCAUCCUCAGUUUUAGGUCACGUCCGGUGUGAGACCUAUUGCUGGCAGACAAUAAUCUGGCUCUCACUAAAGCAUAAAGCAACAGCAAGAGUUGGCCUGUGUUUUGGGAAGUUUGAGGUGGCAUGUGCCCAGAAUCCCUGUAGAUGGAGCUCGCUGCAUCCCUUUUGGGUGAAAACCAAGGACAGCUGGACAGAAGAUGGUGAAAAUCUGGUACAGAACGCCUUCAGUUAGUUGUUUAAUAGUGAAUAAUGUCUAAACCAUAUUUCAGCCAGGAUCCCAUGUACUUGUAAUUUAAUCUUUUGAUCUGUGCAGAGUUUGCUAUAAGGCUUCUUUUGCUUUCUGUGUGAGAGGUUAUAAAAGAUAAGGCCAUUCUGAGUUGUUUAAUAGCUAAUGUCCUAGCUCUGAAUAUACACAGCUUUACCAAGUCAUUUUAUGGAGCAAAAGAAGGUAAGAUUAAUUUAUUUUUUUAUGGAGAAAGUCUUCGGCAUGCUAUUUUUGGCAUGGUAGAGAAGUUUUAAAUGGAACUGGUGUUCCCCAGGCAGCUGUUAGCCAAAAUGUCUCUUUGGAAACUUUGCUUUCACCUGGCUCUGCAGGGAUUUAACUCAGUAAGUAAUGAAAAUCUGAUUAUUUUUGCAGAACAGACAGAACAAAAAUAGGGCAUUCACUGAUGAGGUGUGGAAUAGCAUGUCAGGGUUGACUCUGGAGCACAGACACAGUGAUUCGAUCCCCAGUACCACUGAUGGGGUUGAGUACAGCUACCCUGGCUAUUGGAAUGGGAUCUUAGGAAAAUAAAACAGCUGUCCCCCUCUCAGAGGAGAGAGGGAAAGCAACAGAGGUAUUGACAGACCCAAUGUCCACUAUGGCUCAGUUUAACAUCACUGGGACCAAAUUACUGGCAGAACUGCAAAAUAUUUGGGCACCAGAAGGGCUCUGGUGUUGGAUAGGGAUGAUUUCAUCAUGGAUUUCAAAUAAAUGUUAGUAGAGGGAGUGAUAUUUCCUAGGAUGCUGGUGACUCACGGUUAGAUGCAUCUGUUUCAUGUUCUGCAACCUUACUACUCCCCCUGCUUCCUAGGAAACCUCUUUAUUCCUGUUUUCUGAAUACAUUACAAAUAAAUAAAAAGUA
Molecule: messenger RNA, 2965 nt
Organism: Melospiza georgiana
Lineage: Eukaryota; Metazoa; Chordata; Aves; Passeriformes; Passerellidae
Gene: MTFMT
Product: mitochondrial methionyl-tRNA formyltransferase
Exons: 10
Coding region: 6-1103 (365 amino acids)
Biological process (GO): biosynthetic process; conversion of methionyl-tRNA to N-formyl-methionyl-tRNA
Cellular component (GO): mitochondrion
Molecular function (GO): methionyl-tRNA formyltransferase activity
Source: RefSeq, a predicted model, not a curated record